Orbilia oligospora ATCC 24927 is the source of this 1881-nucleotide messenger RNA. RefSeq lists its product as uncharacterized. The record is from RefSeq and is a predicted model, not a curated record. Gene Ontology annotation, molecular function: ATP binding; tRNA binding; lysine-tRNA ligase activity. The transcript has 3 exons. The coding region runs from base 1 to 1881 and encodes 626 amino acids. Gene Ontology annotation, biological process: mitochondrial lysyl-tRNA aminoacylation. NCBI's taxonomy places the organism in Eukaryota, Fungi, Ascomycota, Orbiliomycetes, Orbiliales, Orbiliaceae. Gene Ontology annotation, cellular component: mitochondrion; cytoplasm.
AUGUCACUGCCGGCUAGGUAUAUAGCCGCGACUGGCAGACGGGUCUGCUGCUGUCGUUCUUUUAGACCCGUUGUGAGGUCAAGGGUUCUGCCCUCUGUUUCUUCUCCUUCACAUAUUCUUCAACGUCGUCUGUUGAGUCAGACGGCACCGCAAGAUGGAAGUCAUAUUCCGUUGCCUGCUAGUCCUUUAGCGGCUCAAGUGCGGGAGAGUAAUGUACUUGAAGACCGGUGGGAAGAGGUGGCGACUGGAAGGGGCGAUGUUGAAUAUUAUCCGAGGAUAAAACCGGAUGUUGAACGUCGUGUUAGUAUAAGAGAGUUUUGUGAUAGAUACUCUUAUUUGGGGAAUGAGACAAUUGAGGAGGAUGAGAAGCAUUUAGGUAAAGGAAGGAUCAAAACAAUACGCAAGUCAUCGUCUAAACUAAGGUUCCUUGAUCUUGUUGCCGAUGGGUUCAAGAUCCAAGUUAUGAGCAGCUUUGGCCGGUCGGGGGCAGAGCGUGCGGAUUUUGAUAGUGCGCAUUCGAAACUGAAGAAAGGGGAUAUCAUAGCUAUUACUGGGUUACCCGGGAGGACCAAGGCAGGAGAGAUAUCCAUCUACGCGACAGAAUUACCACAAUCCUUGUCGCCUUGUCUUCAUGUCCCGCCUUUGGAACUCGAGGAUGUGGAGAAGAGGUUCCAAUCCCGUCAUGUGGAUUUGAUGGUUAACCCUCUUCCUCUGCAUGUCCUCAAAGCACGAUCCUUUAUCAUCAACUGGAUGCGAAACUUUUUCCUACAAAGAGAAUUCGUUGAAGUUUCCACCCCCAUCCUCGCCGAACUUUCCGGCGGCGCGGCUGCGAAGCCCUUCGAGACCGCCUCGAAAGUCUUCGGGUCAGACAAAAAGAUGCAACUUAGGAUCGCACCGGAGUUAUGGCUGAAACGACUGGUUGUUGGAGGUCUCCACCGAGUCUUUGAGAUUGGUCCGAAUUUUAGAAACGAAAACGCCGAUGCGACGCAUAAUCCCGAGUUUUAUACCUGCGAGUUCUACGAGGCGUUUACCGACAUUGAAGGGUUGAAACGGACGACUACGGAGAUGUUGGUCAAUUUAUUCAGCGACUUUGAAAAGGCUAGACCUCAGCGGUUUCCCAACAUCGAGGCUUAUAGUAGUCGAGAAUUGACUAUUGAAGUCAAAGCGCCUUUCCGUGAGAUCGAUUUUAUCAGUGGGAUAGAGGACGCGAUAGGUUGUCGGCUACCGACUCUAGACGAACCGGAUGCAACAGAGCGGUUACUGGAGAUCAUCGAUGAUAAUGAGAUCGGUAGACCCGUGAACUGUACGUUACCGGGUAUACUAGAUUAUCUCGCAUCAGAGUUCCUCGAACCGGAGUGUAUACAACCCACGUUUCUGACAGACAUACCAGCCUGUCUAUCACCGCUCUCCAAGACCAGCAGACGAGAAAGUGACGGACAACUCGUCGCACACCGUGCCGAGUUAUACAUAGGAGGAAAGGAACUAGCGAACCUAUACGAAGAGGAGAACUCACCGUUCGAACAGCGAAGGAAGUUUAUCGAACAGAACAAAUUCAGAGCUGUUGCUGCAUUAGAGGCAGGUGAGGACUUGCCAAUCGAGAUUUUGGAGGAGGCGGAACAAGUCUUGCCGGAGAUGCCUGUUGAUGAAAGCUACAUUGGAGCUUUGGAGUGGGGGUUACCGCCAACUGGAGGCUGGGGGAUGGGUCUAGAUCGACUCGUGAUGCUACUAUGCAAUGUUCAGAGGAUCGGGGAUGUUAUGGCAUUUGGAGGUCUAAGGGGCACCGUAUUGGCAGGCCGAGGUCUUCACAAACGUGUGGAAGAAGAAGAGGGGAAGGAGAUUGCAGCGCCGGCAGCGGACAAAGCGCAGGAUAACCUGGAAUAA